Molecule: messenger RNA, 1444 nt
Organism: Vicia villosa (hairy vetch)
Lineage: Eukaryota; Viridiplantae; Streptophyta; Magnoliopsida; Fabales; Fabaceae
Exons: 4
Coding region: 768-1358 (196 amino acids)
Molecular function (GO): protein dimerization activity
Source: RefSeq, a predicted model, not a curated record
UUUGUUUUACAUUUAACUUUGAAAAAUUAGAGUUAAACAAACAUUUAACAUUUUAGGGCUAAUCAAAAUUACAUUGGAAUAGAUUUGGCAGAAUUUAAUUAAUAAGGAUAAUGAAAUCCUUAAUAUACCAAUUCCAAUUUUGAUGAGUUUCUCCUUCAAAAAUUACCAAAUACAUAUAUAAUCAUUAUUUUGCAUUGUAUUUGAUGAGACAACAUACAGGUGGAAGAGAAAUACUUCGUCAUGCUCCAACCCGCUUUGAUACUAAUUUCAUUGCAUUGCAAAGUAUUUUGUCUCAUAAAGAUGCACUAAGAGCCAUGGUAACAUCCAAAGAGUGAAAAACCACAACUUAUUUCAAAGAUGUCAAGGCAAAGCAAUUUGUGGAACAAGUCCUAGACUCAAGCUUUUGGUCUAAAUGUGCUGACAUAGUGAAAACUACAGAACCUCUUGUACGUGUGUUGCGAAUUGUUGAUAGUGAAGAUAAACCGGUUAUGGGAUAUCUCUAUCAAGAUAUGUAUAAAGCAAGAGAGGAGAUUGGGAAGAGGUUUAGAAGAAAUAAGUUGAAAGUAGAGCCUUAUUUGAAGAUCUUGGAUAAGCAUUGGGAUGCACAACUUCGCAAAAAUCUUCAUACGGCUGGUUAUUAGUUAAAUCCAUCUUGUAGAUUCAAUCCAGAAUAUGAACAAAACAAGUCCACCACUGAAGAUCUUUUGGAUGUCAUUGAAAAGUAUGCUUACGAUAGUAAGGACUUGCAAUCUAAAUUAACUACUGAGAUGACUUCAUUCAAAAAUUGUGAAGAUCAAUGGUGGGACACUUAUGGAACCGAAGCGCCCAAUUUGCAAAAGCUGGCUAUUCGGACUUUGAGACAAACUUGUAGUGCGUCUGGUAGAGAACGAAAUUGGAGUGUGUUUGAACACAUUCAUUCAAAAAAGAGAAAUAGGUUGGAGCAUCAAAAGCUUAAUGAUCUCGUUUAUGUUCGUUACAACUUACGGCUAAAAAAUAGAACCAAGAAGAAACAAAAUUAUGAUUCUAUCAAUUUUGAAACUCUUGGUGAUCAUUCAAAUUGGGUGUUGGAGGAUUCACCACCAUUCUUGACCACUGAGGAGGUGGAAAAACUACGCAAAGAUCUUGCUAGUAUGACAAUCCAACCUAUUUCAAAUUAUAUUGAUGAAUUAAAUUUGGAUGAGGUUGAUGUUGAGGGAGAUGUACAACUUAACUCCGGAGAAAACAACCAAAGUAAUGGUAUCAUUGAUGGGGAAGAUAUUGCAAAUGCAAUUGAUUUUGCCGCGGAUGAUUUUGAUAUUGGAGGAGAUCCCAACAUUGAAAUAAUUUACCUCCUUGAAACUAAAUUUAAUAGAUAUUGAAGUAUUUUUGUUCUAAAGUACUCAAUUAGAUUAUAUUGCAAUUAGACUUUGUUUGCAAUUAGACUUUGUAAUUUGUACUAUUUUGU